AUGGCGACCUGCCGACAGCAGGCUGACAGAUACGUGAGAACGUUCGAGGAGCCGGCCACGGUCAACAUCCUCCAGGAGAUCCUGGAGCGCUCUACCUGGGGCUCGUAUGGUGGGGGAAAGCUUGCAGUAUGGUACGACCUGAAAACGGCGGGUGAAAGCUCGACGCAGCCUCACCUGAGGCGCCCGUCCUUCAACCCGGACAGACUCCAGAAGACCAUCAAAGCAGCUCUCGCAGCACGCAAGCUGGAGGCUGUCACAGCGAGCUUGUUUCUCAUUCAUGGCAACGCGGGGCCCAACGCCGACGUCCUGGUCUUGUGCUUCGACGGGGGUAGAGACCACAACUUGAAGCUGUUCAACUGCAUGAUCUGCCCUGACGGCAGCCAUUGGCCGGAGCGCGAGCGCCAGCAGCUGACCGUGACCUACUCGGAGGAGAGCGUGCUUGCUCGCAAAGCGACGCAGCGCGGCUUCAUUCAGCUUGCGGAAGGGCUCCACGUGUUCGGCUCGAAGAUCAGCGUUGAGAAGCGGAAUGGCAGGCACUUCCAGCGCAGCACCAUCAGCUCCGUGAUAGGCCCCGGCGAGUUGCCGCAGUGGAAAGACUUGUGGCGCGAGACGAGCGACACAAAAAAGGCCAUUUACGGCCACUCCGGGAAAAUUCUAGCUUCCGGACCCUCCCCCGAUCCUAAGAUGGAGAAACCAAGCUUUGGAGACGAGCGCGAGCCAGUUCACUGGCACAGCAUGCCGACGACGGUGGUGGAGGAGGUCUUGCACACGUUCCAGAUCGGCGUCCUCCUGGACGCGAGCAUGGCUGACGAGUCAGUGGGAUUGGCGUGUCUCCGAAUGAAAGUUUCCUACCUUGGGAUGGCGUGGACGGCAAAGCACGCCGAGCUGUUGAGCAACAGGCUCAAGCAGCGCCUUUGGGCCGAGUUCAAAGACCAGAAGAGCCCCCUGCACCAGCCCAUGUUGUGCCCAAGCUGCAUCACUUGA
Messenger RNA from Symbiodinium sp. CCMP2592, 984 nucleotides. The record is from the annotation of a GenBank genome assembly. NCBI's taxonomy places the organism in Eukaryota, Dinophyceae, Suessiales, Symbiodiniaceae.